AUAGGUCGAAUUACUUGCAGCGUCCUUGCGUAAUGCAAUGCAACGUGCAUUAGCAAAGAAGGCAAAGUUUAUAAAACAAUGUGAACAUAACAAUUUCAUGAAUUUCUUUUCUUUGUACGAGAAAGAGCAAUCAAGAUGGUCGUCGGAUUUUUCUUUAAGAGGGUUAUCCCAACAGCGUUUUUAUAUUACGGAGCAGUUCAGAUGUAUUUAGUGUACCACUUGUACACUAGCGAAUCCAUGAUUCGUGCUCCAAGCUCCCCAGCCAUCGAACCAACCGAAUCUAGAAAGAAGCUUGUUGAGAACCUUUUAGCCAUUUGCCAAUCCAGAGCAACGAAACAGACAUUUGACACCUUUACUAACGAUGUUCAGUUUGAAGAUCACAGUUUUUACGUCGAGGGGCUGGAAUUGAUCAAAAACACUGCGUAUUUUUUCAGGAAUAACGUAAAGGUAGAGACGCUCGAUAUGAAAGAGCAUCAUUUCCAAGACCAAUUCAUCUUGGAGCUGAAGCAAAAGUACACAAUGGGUUAUUUGAAAAUGAAUUUUCCAUCGGUUGUUUAUGUGGAACUUGAGGGGAAAGGACGAGAUGAGAAAGUGAAGAAGUUUCGCGAUGAAUGGUACGGCAAGACCCUGAUAACACCGGAGAACACCCCCUUUGCCUCCACUGGGGUAUCUGCGCACUUCUUCAGACGAAUACAUGGACGAUUGCUCAAUAUCUUAAAUUUUGUGCCUCCAAAAGAAUAAAGGUGUAGUUCCCCAAAGGGUUGCUUGUUCAUUGGGGUUGACUGCCCAUCAUGAUCUGCCAAUCAGGUUAUACAUCCAUCAACCAUUAAACUGGAACAGAUAUAAAACUCUUGCUUGCUCAACCAAAACACUUAUAACAGUAAUGAAUGUGUUGUAAUUGUUCCACGUUCAGAAAGCAAGGGUUUUUACUUUCAAUAUGGAUUCAGGGGUGCAUGGCUGAGGAUGGUAAGGAAUUAGGAUCACUUGGUAAGAUAUCCCAAUGGAGACCUUAACCUUUUUAUCAUACGCCUAAACUCACUGGCCAAUUUCAGCAGAAGAUUCUGUAGGUAUAGUUUAAUAAAUGAGCAGAAGUGUUUUAUCAGGUUUAAGACCACGAGGUGUAGCCAAGUGGUAAGACUUGAUAAAACAUGAUCUGCAAGUUUAUUGAACGACUUCAAAAAUUCAUGAAUAAUUGAUAAGCAUUUAGGGUUCUUAUUUGUGCCAUGCGCUUGUACUCUUGGUCCUUUAUAAAAAUUUCAAAAUAGCAAUAUAGCCUUGUUAUAGUAUAUAUAGUAAGCAUAACACAUAGCAGUAGACGCCAAAUUCAYUGUUUUCUUUUAUUUUACUUUGACUAUUACUCACUAAUUAUACAAUUUUGCUUCACUGAUUAAAUAAAAUGACUCUAUAUAUUUAGGUAUCAUUCCCAUUUAGAGGAGACAUGUUAUUACUCAACCAAGCAAACAAAAGCACCGUGUGACUGGAUUCUUCAUUAUUCAUUUCGUAAAGUUAUUAAUUUUCAAUCAACACUUUUUAUAAUAAAUAUUUUUGACAUUCAUUAUCUUCAACUUGUCACUCAUCUUUUGAUUCAGUAUAAUUUUGUACGUGCAAUAUUUGUAGAUUUUAUGAAUUAAAAAGUGUGUUCACUCACUCAUAAAUAUAA
Molecule: messenger RNA, 1660 nt
Organism: Actinia tenebrosa (Australian red waratah sea anemone)
Lineage: Eukaryota; Metazoa; Cnidaria; Anthozoa; Actiniaria; Actiniidae
Source: RefSeq, a predicted model, not a curated record